Messenger RNA from Talaromyces marneffei, 2193 nucleotides. RefSeq lists its product as uncharacterized. The record is from RefSeq and is a predicted model, not a curated record. The transcript is spliced from 2 exons. Lineage: Eukaryota; Fungi; Ascomycota; Eurotiomycetes; Eurotiales; Trichocomaceae. Gene Ontology annotation, biological process: positive regulation of ribosomal protein gene transcription by RNA polymerase II. Bases 1 to 2193 code for a protein of 730 amino acids. Gene Ontology annotation, molecular function: DNA-binding transcription factor activity, RNA polymerase II-specific; RNA polymerase II cis-regulatory region sequence-specific DNA binding.
AUGGAUUCCGAAGCCCAACCGGCAUCUAGUGACAGUAUCGAACAGCGGCAAGACCGCCAGCUAAAAAUCCAAGCACAACUACAUAUAAUGGCGCAACGAGUUGCCCUUGAAACUAGAGCAAGCCGGCCAAAGAACACUAAUAAAGCGCUGAGCCGCUAUACCAAGGCUCGUACGGAUAACCAGGGCAAGGAAGUGAUCCAGAAAAUCGGACAUGCCACCCUCCGGAGCUACGUUAGCAGCAUUACCGAUUACUGGAAUUGGCAGCGUUCUCUAGGCACGAAUUCCCAUCCUAAUCCAAGGGGCCAUCUAGUGAGCAGUCUUCUCAAAUCCCACAAAUCAAAGGAGGCCGAGCGGAAAAAGAAGUCGUACGAGGAUCGAGGUCUCCAUGCCUUGCAGGACAGCUAUACCCAAGAGGAUAUCCGGGCCUUUAUACGAUUCGGUUGGAUAGGAUGGAGAGAGCAGGAAACUAAAGGCCGGAAACCUCAAGCGCAGGAAUCCUAUCUUCGUACGGCUACAGAGUUCCUCUUUUGCCAUGCCAUGCUGCUUAGGGGAGAGGAUGUACGAGGCCUCCAGCUUGCUGAUAUGUUUACUAUUCAAAUGGAGGAAGGCCCAACUCCCUGUUGGCCACUGAUUCUUAUGAAAUCUCAAGGUAAAACCAACCAAUUUGGCAAUAUUGAGUAUAUGGGAGUUAUGCGGCAUAAAGAGCCUUUACUCUGUACGAUCAGCCAAGCAGCAUUCUAUCUCUUCUAUCGAUGGGAGUUCAUGAAUGAGCCUAUCCCCCAGUUCUAUCAAAGGCAGCAAUGGUACGCCUGGCAUUUCUUUAAAGGAGGAGAUAUUAGCAGAGCAAUCUCGUACGGCACUCAACUGGAAUGGAUUGAUAAGGUCUUUAAAGCCACCAAUCUAUCAUCUAAGAAGAAGACUCAUUCCGGACGAUCAGGGGGUGCUCGUCUUGCUGAAUUACAGGGAGUAGAUGAAAGCUCUAUCCGAAGAGCUGGCCAUUGGAAUCAAGAUAGCAUGUCAAACUGCUAUCUCUCUGGAUUACCUCGGCCAUUUCUUCGUACAAUAGCUGGAUUCAAUCCUCAGGAUCAUGGGAAUUACUAUAUUCCUAGAGCUACCAUCUCUCCACCAGAGAGCCUCGUACGAGCACUAUGGCCCUGGGUUGAUACAUGGCUUGCUUGGUUUAAUCUAUCUAAUUCAUCUAAUUUAUCUUAUGAUAAGAUAGAUAUUGGAUUAGCUUUACCCCCCUUGCCACCUUUAAUCCAAAAAGGGGUUGAAAAGGCUGAUCAAGAUGAUCUAGCAGCUCAAGGAUUUCUUCAACUCCUUGUACAGCUUCGUACGGUUAUUCUCCAAGACUCAGUCUUUCUCCAGAUAGAGAUUCCAGGCCAUGAAAUUUGGAAUCACCAACUCUUCCAACGGCCAGAUUAUAAGCAGUUUGCUCAACAGCUUCUUCAAUCUGUUCGUACGAGUGAUACACCGUACGAGGUGCAGCUCCGUCAGACUCUGCCAAUCCUAGCAGACCGGAUCUCCUCUGCAGAGAAUAAUCUAUACCAGAAUAUCAGCUUUAACUCCUAUCAACUACAGCAUUCUCUAUCUCAACUUCAUUGUAAAGUUGAUAAUCUUAUCUCUGGCCGAAUCUCUUUCACUGUACGAGCCAAUAGCCUUGAAUCAGAUACUACCGUACGAGCCAAUGGCCUUGAAUCAGAUACUGCCGUACGAGCCAAUGCCCUUGAAUUAGAUACUAGAGAUCUGGCUUUAACUAGUGAAUCUAUACAGUUAACCCCAUCUCUAGAGAUCCAAGCUGAAGAUCCCCUAGAGCUAUUCCAGCCACUGGAUAGAGCACUCUUCACAGAGAUGCCUUCAUAUCAACUUUCUCGUACAAUUCAGACUGUACGAGAGCUCUGGACGGAGUGGGCUAUAGGCCUAGAUGGCCAACCAGCAGUCCGAAUAAUCGAGGAGCAGUAUGGGGCUAGAUGGAGAGCUGAUUCUAAGGAACGUGUCAUGUUUGGAAGAAGAAAGAUUAUUAUUGAUGAGAUAUAUGCUCGUACGAGGGAUGGAAUCUCUUUAAAUAAGGCAAUUGAGGCUGUCGAGCUUAUACAAAGCAAGGCCCAUUGUACAUUAUCAGCUUUAUCAAAGCUUCUUAAAGAGAAGCAGCCUUUUUCUUCUUUGAUGGCCAGCCAAGCCAGGUAUGUAUAG